AUGACUAAAACUACAUAUACUCCUUUUGGUCUUCCACUCACUGAUGAGGCUUUGAAAAUUGUCAAUGAAGUUCGUUUGAAGUUGACUCAACCUAUCCAUCCAAAUGUGAGUUACAUGAAAUCCAAAAACGAUUUCCGUAAAAUUUGAGACUUGAUACAAAAUUAGGGGUGGAUUUGAAACAGACGAAUUUCGAGAGAUAAGUAAGAAUCUCAGAUGAAAGUAUUUUUGAUCUACCAGAAAAUUUCGAGGCGUAGGGAUUUUAAAUAGUAAAUUACACGGUGUUUUGGUUAAAAAUCUUAAUGAAAAGUUUCAGAUUUUUGAUGCAUAGAAACGUCCCGAAAUUUAAAAAUUUUGAAAAAUGAGGGAGUUUUCAAAAAACAAAGAAUGAAGAUAAAAAUAUUUUCCAAAAACCCUAAUUUUUGAAAAAAAAUCGGAAAAACAGGCUUGGUUUUUUUUGUGCCAAAUUUUACUAUUCUUAAAAAUUGUGUUAUAAAUUUCAAGAGUUGAACUAAAUCGACUCCCUGAAAAUGCUCAAAAUUAGUAUUUUUAUCAUUUCCAAUUUCAAAAAUUGCUGAAAAUGUCUGAAACUGUUUCAGAGUUGAAAAAAAGUUCCCUAGUGAAACCGUUUUUUUCUUUUAUUUUCCCUCUGCAAAAUUCUUAUCAAGUGUUCUGGUGGUCUUUUUUUCCGAACACAUUAAUUUUCAGCAAAAAAAAAUUAAGCGAGACCGAAAAUUUACAGAUAUGAUUUUUGGUUUUGAAACCAAGUAUCCAACAAAAAAAAUUCCAGUUCGACACUGAUUUCAACAUCUAUCGCUUCGUCAUGUCUGCAGAAAGAACUCACAAAAAAGAAAAAGAAGUUAUCUCAAGUGCAGCCAAGGCUCUGAAUAAUCAUUUGAGAUAUCGAAAAGCAAUGGAUUUGGAUUCAGAUAAUAUCCCAAAUUUUGACAAAAAUCCAAUAUUUCAAAAACGAUUAAUGCCACGUGGUGAAAUUUUGGACAAAUGCGAUGAUCAUAAUCGUCUUCUUUGGUACAUUGAGUACGCAACAAUUACUGUAGAGGUACAAAAAAUUCGAGGAAAAACUAGAAAAAAAAAUUUUUUUUUAGAGUAUUGCUCAUUCUAUUCAAUCAUCAGAGGCUUGUAAAUAUCAAUUUUUACAAUUUGAAUAUAUGCUUCGACAGGUCAUGAAACAGGAAGCAAAAACAGGAAAAUUGAGUUCUCUUCGUCACAUCGUAGAUAUGAAUGGUUAUGAGAUUAAUCCAUUUACAAUGGUAUUUGUGACCAGUGGAACUCUCGCAUAUUAUUCACAAUUAUUCCAUUUUGAAAAUUAUCCGGAAUUAGUUGUGCCAGUUGAUAUGGUGAAUAUUGCUAGAUGGAUUCAUGUCCCUUAUAAAUUGGCAAAAUCAAUGAUGCCCGCUGGAUUUUCUGAUAAAUUUAGAUUACACGAUAGUCAUUUUAUGAAAACCCUAAACGAAGAUAUUCAUGUUGAUGAUAUUCCAACAAGUCUUGGAGGAAAUGACAAAGAAAUUCAAUUUACUGGAGCGCAGAAAGUCGAUCCAACUGAUUAUUGGAAACCGACUAAUGAGAAAAUUCUUGAGACCCUUGAAUCAUUCCACAUCCCUGGUAGAAAAACGCGUCAUAUAACAUUGAAUGUGACUGCGCCAAAAACACUCAGCUGGUAUUAUUCAACAGAUGGUGAUGUAUAUUUCGGCGUCUUUUUUGAGGUUGGUUCGAACAUCUGACAGGCCACAGAAUAAUUUGUUCUAUUUAGGGUGAAGCUACAAACAAUAAUGAGGAGAAUGAUCCAAAUUUGGAUAAUAUGGAAAUGGUUUAUCCAUGGUUGAAAAUCACUGCAAAACUAGUUCAUGAAAGAGAUCAAGUUACACUAACUCGGACUGGAAAGUAUGGUUUUUUUGAGAGAAGAAUGAGCUGGAAUUAUUUUUUUACAGAUAUCACAUUGUAUUCUGCAACAAGCAUUCCUGGUUGUCGCGAAGAAGUGUAGAAUUUUACGGUCAAAUUUCGGAUGCUGAAGGAAUUGUCAAACGAGUCUAUUCUGAUGGAACUACCUCUUCUACAGAAAUUAGAAUUUGA
This is a messenger RNA of Caenorhabditis angaria, 2088 nucleotides long. NCBI's taxonomy places the organism in Eukaryota, Metazoa, Nematoda, Chromadorea, Rhabditida, Rhabditidae. The record is from the annotation of a GenBank genome assembly.